This is a messenger RNA of Puccinia graminis f. sp. tritici CRL 75-36-700-3, 669 nucleotides long. RefSeq lists its product as uncharacterized. The record is from RefSeq and is a predicted model, not a curated record. Bases 1 to 669 code for a protein of 222 amino acids. Lineage: Eukaryota; Fungi; Basidiomycota; Pucciniomycetes; Pucciniales; Pucciniaceae. Gene Ontology annotation, cellular component: ERMES complex. The transcript has 2 exons. Gene Ontology annotation, biological process: phospholipid transport; mitochondrion organization.
AUGGCUACCGAGGUCGUUCGCGAAUCAAAAAUCCUUCUCUCAAACGAAAACUACACUCUCUGGCUUCUCCCAAUCAAAGCGAAACUCUACAAACUGAAGGCCCUCAACAUUGUCACUGGCGCUGUUACCUGUCCCGAUUCUGAAACAGACAAGGACAACUUCAAAUUGUACAAUAAACUCAACGAAGACGCUGACGCCGAGAUUGUUCAAUACCUCAACCAAGAAGUUCUUGCGUAUGUCAGUUCGGCUCUCCCAACCACUGACAAGUUCAACGGAUUCAAGCUAUGGCAGUUACUCAAAGCCAAGUUCGCUGGCAAUGAUCUCACCUCAAAGACUACUGCUCUAAAGAAAUUUCUUGCUGUUGAUUACAACUCGUUCACAUCGUUUUUGCCACUUAUCCGAGCCGCUAAUCAGAAAAUUGUCCUCUCGUGCCUUGCUCUCGACGACCAAGUUAAAACAAUCUUAAUGCUCGAUAAACUUCCUCAAGACUUCCAUUCGUUCAAGACAAACAUUUCAAUGAAUUUUGAAACCCUACCGUUUGACGAUGUACUCAAGAAACUCGAGGACUUUGCUGCUCAAAAUCAAUUAAACGGUACUAUCAAAUCAUCGAUCACUUCUGAAGCUACGAUGUAUACCAAAUCUACUGAUCCAGAGAUUGAGGGGUGUUGA